Nothobranchius furzeri (turquoise killifish) is the source of this 4152-nucleotide messenger RNA. Its product is annotated as nuclear receptor ROR-beta. NCBI's taxonomy places the organism in Eukaryota, Metazoa, Chordata, Actinopteri, Cyprinodontiformes, Nothobranchiidae. Gene Ontology annotation, molecular function: RNA polymerase II cis-regulatory region sequence-specific DNA binding; zinc ion binding; nuclear receptor activity. The record is from RefSeq and is a predicted model, not a curated record. Gene Ontology annotation, biological process: regulation of transcription by RNA polymerase II. Gene Ontology annotation, cellular component: nucleus.
UGUGAGAGUCCACGCUGGGAGAAAGUAGGUUAGCAGGGUAGACUGAGAGGAAAGCAGCUGGAGAGGGGGGCUUUCAUCGUGGGACGGAUCUGUCAGGAAACAAAAAUCAAAUAAAAGUUGACGCGGAUCGGGUCGUCGCGGCGCUGCGGAAACGAUGCGAGCCGGAGAGACUUCCCUCACUCUUUUAUUUUGCUCGAACUUGAUCGAGCGAUAAAAACGGGAGACUUUUGGACACUUUUUGGUUCUUUUUUGUGCAUCUUCAAUCUGAUUGCGACAAAAUUAAUAUUUAAAGAGCCUUUUUUAAAAUUAUUUUCCGCUCCUGGAUCCAGCGCUUAAUUCACCCCAACCUCUUUUUCCAACACUGGCCCCAUGUAGCCAAGUCUUCACCGUUCCUCCCAGAAAACAAAACACCAAAAUGAGAGCUCAAAUCGAGGUCAUCCCCUGUAAGAUCUGUGGGGACAAGUCCUCGGGAAUCCACUACGGAGUCAUCACCUGUGAAGGCUGCAAGGGUUUCUUCCGACGCAGCCAGCAGAACAAUGCCAUGUACUCUUGUUCUCGUCAGAGGAACUGUCUGAUCGACCGAACUAAUCGUAACCGCUGCCAGCACUGCCGUCUGCAGAAGUGUCUGGCUUUGGGCAUGAGCCGAGAUGCUGUUAAAUUUGGUCGUAUGUCAAAGAAGCAGCGCGACAGCCUCUACGCCGAGGUUCAGAAGCAUCAGAAGUCUCAGGAGUGUGCCGGCUCCGGCAGCGGGGAAUCUACUUCUCUGUCUUUCAGCGGGGAGGACGGCGUGUGUGGCAGCAGCACAGACGAUGGGGAAGAGGGUCUGAGCCGGUCCUACAGCAGCGGCGGCUCCACCUCCACACUCAGCGACCUAGAUGACAUUGCGGCGCUCCCUGACCUGUUUGACCUGCCGCUGACCCCCGAGGAGGCCAGCGAGUACUGCAGCCUGGAGCUGCUCGGAGGCGGAGGAGCGAGCACCGGGAACACCUCCAGCUCAUCAUCUUCUUCUUCGUCCUCGCCCAUGUCCAAUCAGAACUCCCCACAGCAGACCAUUCUGGACACAGCAGACACCAAUGGGAGCCAGCUUCUGCACACACACCAGCUGCUGGGGCGCAGACGUGCACUGUUGGACCAUCUGCCUUAUGACUGCUCAAUAACAGACCUUGAGAACAUCACACAAAGCAUUGUAAAGUCUCACUUGGAAACGUGUCAGUACAGUUCUGAAGACAUGAAGAGAUUCACCUGGGUCCAGUACUCGCCUGAGGAAACUCGGGCCUUUCAAAAUAAGUCAGCUGAGUGGAUGUGGCAGCAGUGUGCACACCACAUCACCAACGCCAUCCAGUACGUGGUGGAGUUUGCCAAACGCAUCGCUGGCUUUAUGGACCUGUGCCAAAAUGAUCAGAUCAUUUUGCUGAAAGCAGGCUGCCUGGAGGUCCUGCUCAUACGUAUGUGCCGCGCCUUAAACAGCAACAACAACACCAUUUUCUUCCACGGGAAAUUUGCUUCACCCCAGUUCUUCAAAGCCCUCGGCUGUGAUGAUCUGGUCAGCGCGGUGUUCGAGCUAGGGAUGGGACUCUGUCGGCUGCAGCUCUCUGAUGAGGAGAUGGCUCUGUUUAGUGCUGCUGUCCUUUUAUCACCUGAUCGUCCCUGGCUGACAGAAGGCCAGAAGGUUCACAAACUCCAAGAGAAAGUCUACCUGGCUCUGCAGCACAGUCUACAGAAGAAUGGUGCUUCUGAAGAGAAACUCGACAAGAUGGUGUCCAAGCUGCCCAUAAUGAAGUCUAUUUGUAACCUCCACGUUGAUAAACUGGAGUUUUUCCGGUUGGUCCACCCAGAGACCGCCUACAGUUUUCCACCGUUGUACCGGGAAGUUUUUGGCAGCGAGUUGUCUUUGCCAGACUCCACUGACAGCUAGACGGACGGAUAGACAGAUAGACAGACAGGAGAGAUGGGGAGAAUGUUAGGAGGUAGAGGAUCAAAAGGAGAGACAUAAAAUGUUAGAUAGGUUGAGCCUCAGCAACCAGCAAUUUGAGAGACAAUCCAGGACUUUAAAUAUGUCAUCUCCCGAAGUAGUCCUCCACUAUUCCAGCAGGGAUAAGCACCUUACACUACAGACCACACAUGCCCGUGUCCCUGUGUAUAUUGUAGCAAAGACAAAUAAACGGGCAUCUUAAUAAUGCCACAGCUGCCCGUGUGGCAUGUAAAAGGCUCCAAACUCUAAAAGAUAUGAAUGUACCUCAUCAGACAGCACCAGUGCACAAGCAAGAACCCAACAACAGUGAAUGUACAGUCCUGUCAUGCUAAAACAAAGUUUCACAUGUAGAAUAAGCGUAAAGUUGGUCCUUCACUGUUUAUCCAAACAAGCAGCAUCUUUUCAUCGACCCUCACUUAGGGACCAAGAUCACAGAUCAGAGUUUUCUCUGAUUUAAAUAGAAACACACAACGUGAUCCACAACUCAGAGUAAACUUAGUAAUUAGCUCAAGCACAGUUAGACACAUUUUCAGUCCACGGUGUUCGGUGCUGCCUUUCAUAGGCUCUUGUAAUGCAAAGAUAAACCUCAGUCCCACACACCCCUUUCCUUGUAAAUGCCACUUAGAGACAGAAACUAUCUGUAAUAUAUAUAUACACAUUUACAAAACGUAUAUUUUAAAUAAGAAUGUAAAUAGGUAACUAAGUAUGUGGAGAGAGUAUGAGUGAGGGAGAAGGAAGAUAGUAAGGUAGAAGAGGACGCACAAAGUGAUGUGAGGAAUGCUGAUAUUUGGACUCAGACCUAUUUUCGGGAUUUUUUUCCCCUCUUUUUGGCAGUAUUCUCAGGUUUCCUAGGCAACAACCCACCCCUCUUGGCGUAAAGGCAAAGCGUGCCCAUCCUGCAACCGAGGUGCUUGACACUUGUUGCUGAUUUGACACAGCGGGGGAGGCAGCACACUCAAACGCGGGCAGUUAAAAGAAAAAUAACCUGCUUUUGGAAAUGUGAGUUUCCACUCAGCACUGCUGCUGCCCACCCAGGCUAAAACAGACAAGAGGACAAACUGGACACUAAGGACUAAAGAAAGCAAGGCAAAAGGAUGACUUCAGGGACUGUGUGAUAAACGAGGGAACACCGGGUCUCCCUGCCUGUUUCUAACCAGCAGUCUGAACAAUACAAACCCACUUCUGUAACUAUUUCACUCCAAGUGUUUCAGUUCAGGCUGGGAAUCAAGGCGGUCCAUAUGCACCAUGACCCUCUCGGCUGGUUGGCGCACUUGUAUUAUUUUGUACAUUAGGAGUUUCUCUCCUCUUUGGUCCUGAACCCGACACUUUUCCAAAGCACUUAUACUUUCCUCUUUCUCACCAGACACAGAGUCAGACAGAGCUACCAGCUGCCCCCCUGAGUUUAGCUUCCAUGCCAGUAAGACAGAAGUCAGUUUGUUGUUAGUUUAUUUUCAACGUCUUUCACACAUUUUCAGCCAUAAAUGUUUACAGUUUUCAUGUAUAUAACACAUUUUCUGAAGGUUGUUACGCAUUGAGAUGCUGAUCGUGUCUUACAUCGGGUGCUGUGAUGUUCUCGAGGAAAUGUCGAGGACCUACUGCCAGCUGCUCAGGGAGCUAGCUGCAAUCUCUUGUCCCUUUAUGAUAAAUAAAGAAGUGUUGUCUUUUAGCCUUGUACUCCCCACACCUUUGCACCUAAGAUCCGUAACCAUGAUCACUGUGGACGUACAGUAUGUUCUAUUUUUUGUGAACGUUGCUUACAAUGUGUGGAAGCCCUUCAUGUUUGUUCUAAUAUUGUAACAUUCAAUUUUAAAUUCAUAGGAUUGAACAAAAAAAAUCGGUUAGGAUUAAAGAUUAAUUUAAUUAUUGGAGUUAAUGUUUCUUUGCUGUGAGUUUCGGUUCUUCAUCAGUGUUUUCUCCACAGUUUUCUUUGUGUGUCUCCACUCUUUUUGUCUCCUAAAGCCAGUGGGGUUUUCCUUUUUAAUUUAAGAAAACUUAGAAAAAGUGCAAACAAACGUUACAUUUGUUUGACUCCCGUCUCUUUUACCUGUAUGAAAAAAAGCACAAGAGGUAUAUUACUAUUUCUAGAGUAACUCACACAGCUUGAUAUAUAUUGUUGUUCAAUUGGAUACAUUUUAUGUGGUUUUGAGAAUGUAAUAAAUUCUUUCUUUUUCUUUUAAAAA